Molecule: messenger RNA, 1623 nt
Organism: Schistocerca americana (American grasshopper)
Lineage: Eukaryota; Metazoa; Arthropoda; Insecta; Orthoptera; Acrididae
Product: neuropeptide F receptor-like
Exons: 6
Coding region: 1-1623 (540 amino acids)
Biological process (GO): G protein-coupled receptor signaling pathway
Cellular component (GO): membrane
Molecular function (GO): neuropeptide Y receptor activity
Source: RefSeq, a predicted model, not a curated record
AUGGAGGCUGAGGCGGAGGUGACCACGCUGUCGCUGGCGCUGUCCAACUGGACGACGGCGGCGUACAGCCGCAACCGCAACGUGGAGGGCGCCGCCUUCUGCUGGCUCGUCGGCUGCUACUCGCUGCUCAUCGUGCUGGGCGCCGCCGGCAACUCGCUCGUCGUCUGCGCCGUGGUGCGCAAGCGCGCCAUGCGCACAGCGCGCAACCUCUUCAUCGUCAACCUGGCCGUCUCAGACCUGUUGCUCUGCCUCGUCACCAUGCCGCUCACGCUCAUGGAGAUCCUCACCAAGUACUGGCCGCUCGGCCGCGAGCCCGUCGUCUGCAAGAUGCUCGGCACCCUGCAGGCGACGAGCAUCUUCGUGUCGACGAUGAGCAUCACGGCGAUCGCCUUGGACCGCUACCACGUGAUCGUGUACCCGACGCGCGAGAGCCUCAAGAAGGUGGGCGCGGCGGCCAUCCUGUCCCUCAUCUGGCUGCUGUCGCUGGUGCUGGCGUCGCCCAUGUUCGUGUGGCGCUCGCUGGACCAGCACGAGCUCAACCUGCCGGGCCUCCAGUACGUCUCCUACUGCGUCGAGAAGUGGCCCGUGGCGCACGGCCGCGCCUACUACUCGGCUUUCUCGCUCGUUUUCCAGUACCUGCUGCCAAUCAUCACCGUCACCAUCGCCUACUCGCGCAUCUGCAGGAAGCUCCGCUACAGGUACGUGAAUCCCGCGUCGAUGGUGUCGCGGUGCGGCAGCACGCCGGGCACGUCUGCAGCGAACGGACGGGGCGCCGGGGGCGGCGCUGGAGGCGCUGCUGGGGGCGGUGCUGGCGGCGGAGGCGGGCUGCAGUACGCGGCGUCGACGCGCGCCCGCAAGGGCAAGGACGACCGGCGCAUGCGGCGCACCAACGCGCUGCUCUACUCCAUCGCGCUCAUCUUCUGCGUCAGCUGGCUGCCGCUCAACAUCUUCAACCUCGUCGUGGACGUGUGGAACCCGUUCAGCGGGUCGCAGGCGAUGCUGGUGACGUACGCGGUGUGCCACAUGAUGGGCAUGUCGUCGGCGUGCUCCAACCCGCUGCUGUACGGCUGGCUCAACGACAACUUCCGCAAGGAGUUCCUGGAGAUCGCGGCGGCGCUGUGUCCGUGCGCGCCAGCCGCCCAGGCCGCGGUGCGAGAGCGCGUCGGCUCCCUGCGCUCCAGCCUCGCCGGCCGGGGGCGGCUGGUGGUAUGCAGGCUGGUAACAUGUAAGCUGGAAACUUGUGGAAUAAUAGCAUGUGGGCUGGGUGGGUAUGGGCUGGCAGUGAGGAGAGUGCUGGUAGUGCUGGAAACUGAAGAACUGGCACUAGGGCAGGUGUUGACAGAUGAGGGCACAUCAAAGCAGGAGUUUCAGGACUUGGAUGCAGCUGCAAUAGAGCAGGAGAUUCCAGAGCAACAGGAGACAGAGAAGGAAGCUUUGGAGAUAGAGACAACAGAGCAGCAGACUCUGGAGCAGGAGCACCAGACCAGGUGGCACUGGAGAAGAGGGCAACAGAGCAGGGAUGGUGGAGGUUUUGACAGGUUCACAGGGCUGGAAUGGCAGGAGCCAGAGGCGCAGGAACUGGGGUCGCUGGAGAAGGUGGCGACAAAGCUAGAAGCAUGGUAG